UCACGCUGUUUGCCUAGUAGGCGGACUGCGUCGGUAACGCUGACGCCGAUGGUGGAAGUAGUAACGGUAGCCAGCGGUACCGGGCAUCAGUGGUGGCUAAUGGCAGCGGCUGGCGAUUGCGGACGUUCAUGGAAAGCGGCGAUGGUCGAGCCGGCGAACAGAGAAAGAAGGCGCCGGACGAAAGAAGAAGAAGGUGGAAGAGAUCAUUCGAGAGGGAUCUUCGAUUGGAGAGCGCUCGUCGAGCCUCCGGGAGAUGCCGUGCUCGUCGUCGGCUGACUGCAAUUGCCCUGGCUGCGAUAAGCUGCCAGGACAAACGAGCUCGAGGGUCGCGGGUGGCAUACUGCUUUUCGCCUCCGCCGUCCUGAUCUUCGUGCUUAUACUGUCCGUGCAGCCGACCGAUUACGAGCUGCAUGUCGCAUCAAAUGAGGAGAUCACACAUAAGCCUAUCGUCGAUAAGGCGGACUAUGUUAGUCUACGGCUGCGAAACCAAAUGGAUGUAGUGAUCGCCUCUGAUUUAACGCUAGAGGAUGCCGAGGUCGCGCUCUGCGUUCGAGUUGGGUCAUGGUCCGACCCCAAAGAACUUCAGGGCCUGGCGCAUUUCACCGAGCACGUGCUAUUUUUAGGGAAUAAAAAGUAUCCUGGAAAAGGCGAUUUCAUCAGCCAUAUUCAGAGCAAUGGCGGGACCCUUAACGCUCGGACGGGCAAGGAAAGGACAUGCUACUUUUUCAGCAUCGAUCCAGAUCACUUAGAGACCGCUAUAAAUAUGUUCGGCUGGAUGAUGAAGGAGCCUCUAGUUAUGCCCGAAACGGUUACGAGUGAAUUACAAAAUGUCGACAGUGAGUACAAGCGAUUAAUGAAUCAAGAUGGUCGCCGCGUGGAAGCUGUAGAUAGCGAGACAUCAGACCCCGGUCAUCCGCAGCAAAUGUUUGAUUGUGGCUCAUCCCAUAAUAUGAUGCAGGGUGUAGAAAUAUUGAAAUCGCCACUACACGUUGAAAUGGAUAAAUUCUAUAGGUACUACUAUUCGUCUAACUUAAUGGCGCUUGGUGUGCGUGGCCCGUUUGAUGUGGACACUCUCAAGAAGUUAGCGGUUAAGAAUUUCUACGAUGUGCGGAAUACUGGAGUCGUUCAAAAGGUCUGGCCUGACCCUUACCUUCAAACUAGUGGCAAAGAAAUCUUUGUAGUUCCAGCACGGGAUGUCAAUGAUUUAUAUAUACGAUUUUCGCUACCCAAUAUCACUACAGCCCGUGAGACAUCUUUACUAAAGACGAUUCUCCGCAGCGAGCAUGAAGGCGGCCUUGUCAAGAAGAUCAAGGACAAGUUAUGGACAUCGACAAUAUCGAUCUACGAUGAAAAUUACGUCGGAAGUACGACGUUAUCGAUCGAGUUCCAUCUAACGAAGGUCGGCCUCGAUCAUCGAGCCGACAUUGUGGAAAUGACAUUUGCGUACCUAAACUUCCUUCGUCAACGUCGAGAAGAUGAAUUUCUGGAGAUUUUUGAAGAUUUGCGUGAUGUUGAGGAAUUGGAAUUCAAAUACUUUAGUGCCAAAGAGAUAAGGAAAACACGGCGGGAUUAUGUAUAUAUAUUGGAUUUGGUUGAAAAUCGAAUGAUGUACGAUAUAGACCACGUAAUAUCAGGUUCGCGAUUAUUAGGUGCCUUUGAUUUUGCCUUCCUUCAGUACAUGCUUCGACAGCUUGUGCCAACAAAUACUCGAAUCUUUGCGGUUUCACAAAUCUUCGCCAAUAUGACAGACCGUAUUGAGAAGUUCUAUCAGGUGCACUACACGGUGAAAAACAUUACUGAGAAGCAGGUAGCACACUGGAAGGCUGCCCGGUCGGAUUUCUCGCUUCCAUUAAGAAAUACAUGGAUACCACGAAAUGUGACAGUGGUUCGCACGGACUCGAAGUACAUUAAAGAACCAGUACUAGUAGCAAAUUAUACGACGUCCCGACUGUGGCUGCUACAGACAAAUUUUGGAGUCCCAAAAACCGACGUGACAGUAUACUGGAAGACUCAUAUCGACGGACCCGAUUCGACAAACGGAGUAGCGACAGAGUUGAUCCUGAGGGUGUUUCGACGGUCUCUUAGCGACCAACUUUACAUGGCAAAGAAUACAGGUCUUAACGUACGAUCGUCCCUCAAAUCACGUGGCUCCUUUGGCAACUAUGGGUCGCUAAUGUUUGGUUUUAAUGCGUAUAGCGCUAUCCUGCCAAGAGUAGUCGACCUGGUCUUCCAACAUUUCCAGGAGUUUAACGUUGAUGCUGAAACCCUAAGAAUGAUUAAAGACGUUUAUCGAAUUUCUCUGAUGGAACCCGAACUGUAUUCUACAGUUGAGCAUUGCAACAUCCAGGAACGUCUACUCCUAAAAACCAACCUCACUUCGCGGCAGGACAAAAUCAAAACAUUGGAAAAUGUAACUAUCAACGAAAUUCGCCAAGUUCUAUCGAUAAUUCGAAAACCCGAACUAGUGAAAGUGUUUGUCUCUGGAAACAUAGAGAAAUCAGUAGCAGAGGAAAUGUUUACGAAGAUUGUUCCCACUAUCGCCAACUCAUCGUACCUGGCUAGCUGUGACGAUCUUCCCCGCAAGUAUGGCUUGCCGCCGGGAAGCCUGUUCCAUUACGUUGGCUAUGACGAGGGCCAAUCGCAGCGGUCGGUUACGACAUAUCAUGAAGUCGGAGUCAUUUCGUCGGACAAAGAGGUUAUGCUUCGCGAAUUGCUCGUUCAUAUUGCUAGCCCCGAAGCGUUCAAUAUUUUACGGACGAAAGAACAACUUGGUUAUGGCGCAGGCGUCAUUUCUGUUGUGGAUUCACGCUCCCACGGUCUAAUGACGUACGUGGAGACAAAGAAUAAUACCAAUUACGUGAUGAAUCGUAUUUUCCACUUUAUGAGGGUUUAUCUUCGUCAGUACAUCAACGAUCUAACCGAAGAGCAGUUUAAUCAACAUCGCUCUGCUGUACUGUUGAAAAAACGCCUCAAACCAGUCAAGAAGGUUGAAAGGUUAGGAUCCGAGUUGCUGGACUGUAAUUGUGACUACACCAGAGAAGCAAGAUAUGCGGCCAUCUUAAGCAAAUUAACGGUCGAUGACGUUAAACAGUUCCAUCAGACCUACUGUAACGACGACCAAACCUGGAAGGUGAUCGUCACAAUCAUCGAGAAAGAUGCCGGUGAUACACAAAUCGGACAAGGCUUUCCCCGCGACCCUAAGGAAAAAUUCUCUGACAUCGCGCAGUUCCAAAACAAGCUCAAGCUUCUACCACCUGUAAAAAGCAGAUGCCGGUAGAAUGCCAAAAUAAGAAACAAAUACCGAGUUCAUAUAGGUUGGUUGCAAUCAAAGUGGUGGGCUGAUUCUGGGGUGCUGGGUAAAAUGAAAUCAUAUAUAUAUAUAUAUAUUAUGUUGAAUAACGAAAAAAGAAAAACACCGUAAAGUAGCAAAUGUUCAAAAAAAAGGCACUACUUAAAUUUGUUUCUAUUUCUAACAUUAUAGAUUUGUACAUGACUUCAUUGGGGGGCGUGCGUGUGCUUGUAAUAGUAUACCUAAUGAGCAUUUAUAUGAAACGACUCAAGGUAAUUAUAACAUGAUGUUAUUACGACUUAGACGUAAGCAACAAAAAAUCAACCAGUUAAUUAUCUAUUACUGUAAAUUUCUCGGCAGGUCAUAUUAAUGCUCACAAGCACAAAAAUCACAUUCGCUUAUAUACAUACAUAUAUACAUACAUACGUACAUACAUAUAUACAUACAUAUGCAUUGCUACGAACACAAAAAUCUGCUUCUCACCAAUUGUUUAAGGAUUUUGGGCGGAUGGCCGUGUGCAAGGUAUCUUCUUUUGUUUUUCAUUUGUAAAGUGAAUCAAGGAAGUGUGUUAUGGCGCGUAACAUAUACGUAAAGACGGAGGAACCAAAUGUUUAUUGGCGGUACUCAUUACUCAACUAUAUCGCAUCAUUCCAUUUACCAUUUGUUCAUCACGACGUGUGAGCACAAACCUAGAGGAGCUUUCCCGCAUCUCGAUUUGAGUAUCAUCAACUGGUUGAAAAUAAAAGUAAAACGAC
Varroa destructor (honeybee mite) is the source of this 4044-nucleotide messenger RNA. Its product is annotated as insulin-degrading enzyme-like. The record is from RefSeq and is a predicted model, not a curated record. Gene Ontology annotation, molecular function: metal ion binding. Lineage: Eukaryota; Metazoa; Arthropoda; Arachnida; Mesostigmata; Varroidae.